AUGCAAGCCAUCGGAGGUGUGUACCAUUUCAACCUAACGUCAGCAUUGCAGUUAAAGAGCAUUGCCAUGCAGUCUGUCAAACUGGGACUCGAGCUGUGUCAGUUGCAUGCAUCGGGGUCUACCUUGAUGACUGAUGGCGGCAGUGCAUACCCAGGGGUUGCGUCGGACUUGGGCAUGGUGCACAUUUUGUGCACUAAUCACUUCGAGAAUGUCAUCCUCAAAGGUUGCACAGGUCUUGGUGCACUGGCAAAUUCAUUCAAGGCGGAUUGCACGUCGCUACUGUACACGACGAUGUCCGAAGUUGAGUUUCAAACUCGCUUUGAUGUGGCGGAAGCAAGUAUGGUGUAG
Messenger RNA from Aphanomyces astaci, 348 nucleotides. RefSeq lists its product as hypothetical. The record is from RefSeq and is a predicted model, not a curated record. Bases 1 to 348 code for a protein of 115 amino acids. The transcript is spliced from 3 exons. Lineage: Eukaryota; Oomycota; Saprolegniomycetes; Saprolegniales; Verrucalvaceae.